AUGAAACGAGGACCGUACAAAUUGUAUUUGCAGGGUGACAGUGAUGGUGUUAUGCCUGAUUCUACAUUUUAUCGGAAAUUGAGACGAUUGAAAAAUGAUAAUUUAUAUGAUACAAAUAAACUUUUAAAUAAAGAAGAUAUGAAAGAACAAAAUAUUACAAGUGCAAUACCAGAUGCAGAAACUACUGAUAGUCAAAAUUCAUUAAUUAUGGAAUCUAUAAAUAAUGAAGAUGGAUUAUUAUCGGAUUAUCAAGAAAACAACGGAGUGGAAAAUGUGUACCAAAAUUCAUGGCUUUAUGAUGAAUAUGACGAACAAACUUUGGAACAAGAAAUCUGGUUUGACGCUGAAGAUUCGCCGCCAGUUGGAGAUUUAAAUUCAAUUUAUAAUUAUGAUGCUCAUCAAGAUGAACAUAAUGAGUCUGACAACGGUGAUGAUUAUCGCAAGCCAUUAUGUAAUUGUACAACUGUAACGCGAGGGGAAGCCUUACUGAUGACACUUCUGUUAGGAGCAGAACAUUCUCUCACAUGGAAGACUAUUACGGCGAUUCUAUCAUUGAUAAAUACGUUAUUGGGUGAAGAAGUAGUGCCAGCUUCAAAAUUUAAAUUAUUCAAGUUAUUGAACUUGAACGAAAACAUUCUUACGUAUCAUUUAUUCUGUAAAGAAUGUUUACAUUAUUUCGGUGUUCAAAAUAAAUUAGACAAAAAAAACUUGAUAUGUGAAAUUUGCAAAAAUAACGAAAAUUCGUCAGAUAUUUCUUAUUUUUUGACUCUUGAUGCCUCACUACAAUUGAAAAAAAUAUUAGAAGAUGUAGAAAUUGCUGGUUCAUUAAUUGUAAGAUAUGUCGCAUUAUAUCAAGAAUAUUUUGGAAAAGGAGCGAUGAUCUACAAUAUUCAUUUGUUGUUACAUUUGAAAAGAAGUGUUCUAAAUUUAGGCCCAUUGCGUUAUCACAACACAUUCAUUUUUGAAAAUGAAAAUCACUUUCUUCUCAAAUUGCAAAAAAGUCCUAAAAACAUUGAUAUUCAAAUCGCAAGGAGAUAUUUAUUUCAAAAGUCAUUGUCGUCACUCCAAAAUAAAAUUGAGUUGAGUGACGGUUUUGUCAAAUUUUGUGAAAGAAAUUUAACUGGACAACUGAAAAAUGCUUUCAAAGUGGAUAGUUGCACGUUAAUUGGAAAAGGCAAAAAUUACAAAUUAAAUGAUACUGAACGAAAGCUAUUGAACUUAUCGGACAACUAUGAAGUAAUUGAAAAAUUUGAAAGCGGUAGAAAUAAAAUGUGA
Cotesia congregata is the source of this 1275-nucleotide messenger RNA. Lineage: Eukaryota; Metazoa; Arthropoda; Insecta; Hymenoptera; Braconidae. The record is from the annotation of a GenBank genome assembly.